AAUAUUAUGUAAUGCUAUAAACCUCAAUCCGUAUGUGAAGCUCAUAGCUGCUCAUGGUCUGUCACUGCAUCAUCUAUAAAACCAAACAACGAGCAACGUGGUCGCAUGGUGAUGCUUCCUGGACCCCAGCUCUUUGACGACGGUUGGAGUUCGCCGCCCCACAGCUUUACCUCCAUCGGUGAGUCGCCUUCAGCACCAUGGACAGAGAACCACACGGCGAUUGGAUCAACAAUGCAACGUCAAGGAUUAGAGUAAUCCGCCUAUUGGUGUGAAUCGAAGUGACGGCGGAUCGAAGCGCCGUGAUUGGUCGGGCAAGUUGGGCUUUAUUACGAACGGCUCAGAACAAACUAUUGUGUUCGUGUAAUAGUUUGAUAUCUUGAGAUCUGCCGAUCGCAGGUGCUGCAGCGUCCGAGGGACAGUGAAGGCAUCACUGGAGGCUGCGUCCUGGGAACAGAGGAGCGGCGGCUCUGGAGGAGCUUGGACGAACGGAGGGAAAGGCCCAUUUAGGCAGGAGUCGUCAUCGGCACCGUCAUCAUGGCAGAGCCAAACUUCCCCCCGCUGCCUGGAUUCAUCCCCAUCAAGCCGUGUUUCUACCAGGACUUUGAGGAGAUCCCUGAACAGCACCGCAGCAUGUGCAAGAAAAUGUACCACCUGUGGAUGUUGAACGGUGCCACACUUGCAGUAAAUCUCAUUGGCUGCUUCGCUUGGAUGUUCGCUGGCGGUGGAGUGACCAACUUUGGUUUGGCCAUAAUCUGGCUCCUUAUGUUUACUCCCUGCUCCUAUGUCUGCUGGUUCAGGCCCAUCUACAAGGCCUUCAAGACCGACAGCUCCUUCAACUUCAUGCUGUUCUUUUUUGUUUUCAUGGCUCAAGUUGGAAUCAGCAUCAUUCAAAGCAUUGGCAUCCCUGGAUGGGGAGUGUGCGGCUGGCUGGCGACCAUCUCCUUCUUCAGCUAUAAUAUUUUGAUUGCACUGAUCAUGCUGGUCCCUACCAUCAUGUUCACCGCUGUGGCGUCACUGUCCUUCAUUGCUCUCACCCGGAUCCAUAACUUCUACCGUGGGAGUGGGGCCAGCAUGUCCAAGGCUCAGGAGGAGUGGGCUACGGGAGCCUGGAAGAACCCCCACGUCCAGGCGGCCGCUCAGCAGGCGGCGAUGGGGGCAGCGGCCGGAGCCAUGCACGAUCAAUACUCCAGCCCCCAGUACACCGACAACCAGAUGUAGCCUCCUCCAGCCCAGCAGCCACUCAGUCGUCAGUUAGGCCGGCGCUGGAGGCAAUCACACGUCUCUCAGGAAUACUUUCAGUCAAAAAGGUUAUUUGCAUACGUUUGGAUUGUUUUUGUUUUUAUAUUUGUUCACAUUUAGCACUGAUGGUGUGACGUGAGUUCACCAUUUUCCAGGUAAAUAUCUCAGUGGGAUCUUGGUUUUCGCCUUCCUGCAGGGGCUUGAUAGUUCAUUUCUUCUCUUCUUUUAGAGUUUUAUAUUAUUUCACGUUUUUUCUUUUGUUUUUAUGGGACUAGUCUCGAAUGUGGAUAACUUUAGUGGCUCCAUAGUGAGGCCUCUGUGCUUUGUGUUGAUUUGAUCUCUUUAUGUGGAGCUUAAUUUAUAGGAAACUGAUGGGUAAAUGGUGACAUAAUUAUUAGGUUGUAAUGAUGUUACUUGUUUAUAAAGCUGUUUAUUUCAAACUUUCAAGUAAACCAAAGUUCAUAGUUUCAUCAUCCAUCUAUGCAGAUUAAUAACGUUUGCACUGUGAAAUAAAAUCAUGUUGCAAUGUGGAAAAUAAAAUCUGUGAAUAUUACAAUAAAAACAAGAACUAUUGCAAGA
Betta splendens (Siamese fighting fish) is the source of this 1818-nucleotide messenger RNA. Its product is annotated as secretory carrier-associated membrane protein 5-like. Lineage: Eukaryota; Metazoa; Chordata; Actinopteri; Anabantiformes; Osphronemidae. Bases 535 to 1218 code for a protein of 227 amino acids. Gene Ontology annotation, cellular component: trans-Golgi network membrane; recycling endosome membrane. Gene Ontology annotation, biological process: protein transport. The record is from RefSeq and is a predicted model, not a curated record. The transcript has 7 exons.